Molecule: messenger RNA, 1725 nt
Organism: Gymnodraco acuticeps
Lineage: Eukaryota; Metazoa; Chordata; Actinopteri; Perciformes; Bathydraconidae
Product: gastrula zinc finger protein XlCGF8.2DB-like
Exons: 2
Biological process (GO): regulation of transcription by RNA polymerase II
Molecular function (GO): DNA-binding transcription factor activity; RNA polymerase II cis-regulatory region sequence-specific DNA binding
Source: RefSeq, a predicted model, not a curated record
CAGCAGCUGGUGGUGGUUAAAGAAGAGCUUCUCCCUGACCAGCAGGAGUGGAGCACCAGUCUGGACCAGGAGGACCCAGAGCCCCCCCCACACAUUAAGCUGGAACAGGAGGAAGAGCAGCUUCAGGAGCUGGAGGAGGCUGAUAUCACCAAGUCCAUUUUCAUUCCUGACCCUGUGAAGAGUGAAGAUGAUGAAGAGAAACUUCAGUCCUCUCAGCCUCAUCAAAGACAAAAUGAACACAUGGAAACAGAAGCUGAUGGAGAUGACUGUGGAGGACCAGAACCAGCCAGGAACUCAGAUCCAGAGAACUCUUCUGAACCUGACACUGGAGACUCUUCUGAACCUGACACUAAAGACAGUGCUGAUUGGAAAGAGCCCAGAGAACCUGCCUCAGGCUCAAACUCACUGAAAAAUAGACAUGAAUCUGUCAGUGAUCCACAACGUAGUGCUGAAAAGAAACCAUUCAGCUGCUCAGUCUGUAAGAAAGCUUUUCCACAGAGUGGACAUUUAAAGAGACACAUGAGAGUCCACACAGGAGAGAAACCAUUCAGCUGCUCAGUCUGUAAGAAAGCUUUUCCACAGAGUGGAGAUUUAAAGAGACACAUGAGAGUCCACACAGGAGAGAAACCAUUUAGCUGCUCAGUCUGUAAGAAAGCUUUUCUACAGAGUGGAGAUUUACAAGCACACAUGAGAGUUCACACAGGAGAUAAACCAUUCACAUGUACAGUCUGUAAGAAAGCUUUUUCACAUAGUGGAAGUUUAAAGAGACACAUGAGAGUCCACACAGGAGAGAAACCAUUCAGCUGUACAGUCUGUAAGAAAGCUUUUUCACAGUGUGUAAAUUUAAAGAUACACAUGAGAAUCCACACAGGAGAGAAACCACACAGCUGCUCAGUCUGUAAGAAAGGUUUUUCACAGAGUGGAUAUUUAAAGAUACACAUGAGAAUCCACACAGGAGAGAAACCAUUCACCUGUACAGUCUGUAAGAAAGCUUUUUCACAGAGUGGAAGUUUAAAGGAUCACAUGAUAAUCCACACAGGAGAGGAAAAAUAGAUCUGCAAAGUUUGUGACAAAAGAUUUAAAUGGCGUAAUCGUUUAAAAAGACCAAGUGUGUUGGUAAGGGAAUACAUUUGUCUAUUUUGUAUCCUGAUGACCUAAUGCCAAUAUAUGUAAUACGUUACUCCCUAAGCCUGUUUUCACCCACCUACAACCGAUUCGCUAAUAAUCACAAAUGUUCAUUUCUUCGACCCCUUGAGACUAUUUAUUGUUUAAUAAUCGUUACAUCUCCUCAGGACCAAGUUCCCGUGUCCUGCCUUUCACCAGCUGAUCACCCACUGCUCAUUUAAGGUGGACUCACCUUUACAAGGGACCAGCUAGUCUUAGUGUCUUAAUGCUAACGUUUUGUAAAGUGAUGCGAGACCAACAACGUGCUGUUGGGCUGUGUGCUCUCUGCAGGACGGUGUCUGGACUCAAAGGUUGUUGAUGAAAUGAGAGCUUCAUUCUGUUUUUGUUGUCUAAACAACGCCAACAGAGCGAUAUGUCUUCUUUCCAGCAGAUGGCAUGCAUGUUACAUCAUGCAGUUCAACUGUCAUCCACAUAUUAGAGAUUGAAAACAGCAAUGUGUGAGAUAAGGCUAGUAAUUGACUAUUUCUACAGAAUGUGAAGAGGUUACAGUCUUGAGGCCAUGUCCAAUAUGUUUUGUUUUAUUACAUCGACUGAAAUGAG